CUUUCUGAGGUCCCUUUAUGUGAUUUUCGCGUUUUGUGCUGCCCUCUUUUUUGGUGCUCUCAAAAGUUAGUAGCUUUUUUUUCCAUGUUUUGUUUAACCCUUUUCUGUUUUGCUUGUUCUGAUAAUGAAUUCUUUUUCCAAUUCUUUUGGCAUACUGUUUGUGUUUUGAUGAUCAUCUUGUGCUGUGGUUCAGGUUUGCUGGUGGGUCCUAUUGCCGGUCUAAUACUCAUAAUUGGGAAUGUUGGGGUGAUUUUGGGUCUCUUCCCAGCACACUUUGUCUGGACUGCCUACACUAUCUACGAGUAAUAAUUAUCUCUGCUUCCUUGAUUGCUAUCUAUUAUCGCUUUGUGUCUGUCGUUUAUGAUUAUUCUGCUUGGAACUUUUGUAUUUGAAGACCCAAUAUUUUUACUUGUUCUUAAAGAUUUUCCCUCCAACUAUCACAGGACAAAUAGAUUUGAUGCACCGCUGAAAGUUGCACUGUUUUUGGGCUUGCCUGGCUUAUUUGGUAUCUGGUUGGGUUUAAGCAUAGCUGCAAGUGUUUUUGUGGGCGUAGGAUAUGGGUUUUUCACUCCUUGGGUUUCGGCUUUUGAGGCUUUCAGACAUGAUGAUGACUCCAAGAAGUUCUUCCAUUGUGUUGUGGAUGGAACCUGGGGGACUAUCAAAGGAAGUUGCACAGUUGUUCGAGAUUUUGCAGAUUUAUGCUAUCAUUCUUACCCACUUUACCUGCAAGAAUUGCGGGAAUCACCUUCUUCCCAGACGAUUGAACCUCUCAGGCUCAUCCACAUUCCAGGAUGUAUUAUUGCUGGUAUUUUGGGCCUGAUUGUGGAAAUCCCUCUGUAUACGGCUAUUGCCAUUGUGAAGAGUCCAUACAUGCUGUUCAAAGGUUGGCAGAGAUUGAUACAUGACUUGAUCAGCCGAGAAGGGCCAUUUCUGGAAACAGCUUGCAUUCCCAUUGCUGGUUUGACCAUCCUUCUCUGGCCGCUUGUUGUAAUUGGUAGCAUUAUAGCCGCCAUUUUUACCAGCUUCUUCAUUGGAUUAUAUGCCUCUAUUGUUGUAUAUCAGGAGAGAUCAUUCAGGAGAGGCAUUGCCUAUGUGGUUGCUAUGGUAGCUGAAUUUGAUGAAUAUACAAAUGAUUGGCUUUAUCUUCGAGAGGGAUCCAUCCUUCCAAAGCCUCGAUAUCGAAAGAAGAAGAUUUCCAACUCAUCUGAACUUGCUACCGAUCAAAAGGCAACAGUAACAGUGAAAUUCAGCUCAGUUCUGACCGAAGCCCCUAGUAUGAUUGUUCCAAGAUUGUCAUCAUCACGAUCAGUGAGGGAGGCUAUACAAGAAGUGAAAAUGGUCCAGGUAUGGGGACACAUGAUGAGGGCAUGCGAAGUGAGGGGCAAACAAUUGUUGGAUGCUGAUGUGAUAACUACAGCCGACCUCUAUGGGUGGUUGAAGGCCAAAAACGGCAGCGAAAACCCCAUCAUAGAUUUUGGAUUGCCUUGUUACGCAUUCUUGCAGACCAUAAUUCACUCCAUAAAUGCCGGAUCAGAUGGUCUAGUGCUUCUCGAUGGCCUUGAGGUUACUCACCUGAAUCGACCUCAGGACAGGUUGUUUGAUUGGUUCUUCCAUCCCAUUUUGGUCCUCAAAGAACAGAUAAGAGUAAUACAACUCGAAGAUUUUGAGCUGAAGUUUUUGGAGAAAAGGGUUCUCUUUGGAAAUGACACAGCACGCUUAAAGGCUUGGGACAAUGGCGGUUUGAUGCCUGAAGAUACACUAAAAGCUGCUCAGAUUGAGGGCAUCAGCAGGAGGUUGAUUGGAAUGAACAGAAGCAUUGCGAAAUUCCCUACUUACAGGAGGAGAUUUAAGCAGGUUGUGAAGACGUUGAUCAUUUAUUCGAUAGCAAGGGAAGAUUCCGCUAAUUCUUCUGCAUCAUAUUCAGCAAACAUGAAACAUUUCAAAUCAGCAUCUGUCAGAGUGGUGGCAUCCAGAGACAUGGUCUAA
Molecule: messenger RNA, 1986 nt
Organism: Oldenlandia corymbosa var. corymbosa
Lineage: Eukaryota; Viridiplantae; Streptophyta; Magnoliopsida; Gentianales; Rubiaceae
Source: the annotation of a GenBank genome assembly